CUCCGAGCACGCACAAACGUGUCAUCAGCGUGGUCUGGUCAGGUUUAUUGCGCGCGCCACAAGGAACUGGACCGAGUUUAACGCGCUGCUUUUCCCGAUGAUGCGCUUCUUUGGAGAUGAAACAUUAUCCUGGUUUAGCUUACUAAGCUUACUAAAGCUAGCCACGUAACUCUCGAACUUGUUUCAUUCUCAGCAUUUUGCGGAUUCAUACAUUUUAAAAGAAGAAGAGGAAGAAAAAAACUCAGAAAUGAGAGCUCAAAUAGAGGUGAUUCCAUGUAAGAUCUGUGGUGAUAAGUCUUCUGGGAUCCAUUAUGGUGUCAUCACCUGUGAAGGCUGCAAGGGAUUUUUCCGACGCAGCCAACAGAACAACGCUAUGUACUCAUGUUCACGGCAGAGGAACUGCCUGAUCGACCGGACCAACAGGAACCGCUGCCAGCACUGUCGUCUCCAGAAGUGCUUGGCACUUGGCAUGAGCCGAGAUGCGGUAAAGUUUGGGCGCAUGUCAAAAAAGCAACGUGACAGCCUGUACGCGGAGGUGCAGCGGCACCAGCAGCUGACUCAGGAGCCUGAGGAGACAGGCGAGGAAGGUGUACACAGCCGCUCGUACGGCAGCACAGGCUCCAACACCACCCUAAGUGAUCUAGACGACAUCACCACACUGCCCGACGGCCUGCUGUUCGACCUGCCACUUACACCAGGGGAGGCAGCUGAGUACUGUGCCCUCGAGCUGCUCGAAGGUGGGGCCAGUAGUGGAACAGGAAGUGCAGUGAGCAGCAGCUCAUCCAAUCAAAGCUCUCCAGAGCCUAGCAUGCUGGAUAUAGUGGAAGCAGGUCGGGUGAAGCACGAGUACCAGCUGCUUCCUGAACCCAGCCUUCUCACGCACGCGCUGCUGGGGGCGCUAUCCGAUGACUGCUCCCUGCUUGAUAUAGAGCGGAUCACUCAGAAUGUGGCGAAGUCCCAUUUAGAGACGUGUCAGUACAGCACAGAGGAGCUGAAACGACUCACCUGGAGUCUGUAUACGCCAGAGGAAACCCGCUCCUUCCAGCUCAAGUCUGCCGAGUGGAUGUGGCAGCAGUGUGCCGUGCACAUCACCAACGCCAUCCAGUAUGUAGUGGAGUUUGCCAAGCGCGUCAGUGGCUUCAUGGACCUCUGCCAGAAUGACCAGAUUAUCCUCCUUAAAGCAGGCUGCUUAGAGGUCCUGCUGAUCCGCAUGUGCCGCGCAUACAACUCAACCAAUAACACAAUGUUGUUCAACGGCAAGUUUGCCAGCCCUCAGCUCUUUAAAGCACUAGGCUGUGAUGACCUGGUAAAUGCCAUCUUUGAGUUGGCCAAAAGUGUGUGUCGCUUGCAGCUGAGUGAGGAGGAGAUGGCCCUGUUCAGUGCCGCCAUCUUAUUAUCGCCUGAUCGCCCAUGGUUAACCGAGAGUCAGCAGGUGCAAAAGCUGCAGGAGAAGGUUUAUUUGGCACUGCAGCACAGCCUGCACAGGGGAGGAGGCGGUCAAGAGAAACUCGACAAGAUGGUGUCCAAGUUGCCACAGAUGAAGUCGAUUUGUAACCUCCACAUCGACAAGCUGGAGUUUUUCCGUCUGGUUCACCCUGAAACGGCCUACAGCUUCCCUCCUCUCUAUAGGGAAGUGUUUGGCAGUGAGAUCAACUUCCCUGACUCCACUGACAGUUAGAGGAAAGGCGAGAAGAGUGUGUGUGUGUGGCGGGGGUGUAUGUGGCAGAAAAGGAAGAGAAUCGGAUUUACUGGUGCAGAGAGAGGAUGUGUGAAAGAGAGGAUGUCAAAAACCGAGGAAUAUAAAGAAUAGUAGAGGCCUCAGGUGUGAAAACCUUUCAGUGUAAAAAAAAAAAACCAAACAAACAAAAAAAAAGGAAUCGAAACCUGUAAAAACCUCUUAAAAGCCCAGACAAUCAGGCGUUUUUGUCAUGUAUGUGUAGGAAGAGCACCACACACACGACUAACGCAUCACACACUCCUGUGACACACCAGUUCUAACACCUAAAAGCACUUUUUUUUCUAUUAUUUAGGAAUAUCUAUUCAGGUAGAGGUUCAUAAUCCUGUCCUCAGGGAUCCUCUGCCAGUACAGAUUUUGUUCUGGCCCUUUUCUGAAUGCACUUCUACCAGAAAAAUUGUGUUUAUUCGGUUCAAGUGCAGUGGUUUUUAUCUGAAAUAAAACACUAAGUACCCUUGAACUUAGUGGAAAUAAUUAUGAAUGUACAUCCCGCAUAACAGCACAUGCUAUUUAACCGAAUGUACAUAAAGUACAUGACUUGAUCUGUAUAGCCCAAAUCGGUUCCGCGUGACAAUCGAGAAACUUAUUAAACCAGUCAGUGCCCAGAUGUUUGGUAGUAGAAUAGGACCAACCUCCAUAAUCAAGUCGUUAACCUGCUGGUAGGGCUGGGCGAUAUGAUCAUAUGAUGUUGUUAUAGAUGAUAUUCACAAUAGAUCUUUGUGGAAUAUCGCAGGUACAGUAUCACCAGUGCAAUCACCACUACCUAAAUUCAUUGUUACUUAGAAUAACAAGCAAGAUACAGUAUAUAUUACUGUAAAAUAUGGUUUAUUUCCCAUGGUAAAGUUGUAAACUCCUAAAAUCAAAGUUAAGGGAUUCUCUGCAGUUAUGGUAAUCACUAGGGGUGUAAUAAUGAGGUACCAGGCGUAACCCGAGUAGGUUAACCCCCAUCGUGAAAUUGUGAAAUUUAUAAUGUCACAGAAACAUUAACUAGUCCAUAACACAACACAGGAUCAUCUUCCUGUAUUUCCUUUUUUAUUCUUGUGGCAAACACAUCUGUCCAAUAAGUGAAAAAGACGAAUGACACAUUUCGGUAUGCUUGGAUUUUUCUCUGUGUGAGAAAAAACUGAACCUA
Molecule: messenger RNA, 2867 nt
Organism: Clarias gariepinus (North African catfish)
Lineage: Eukaryota; Metazoa; Chordata; Actinopteri; Siluriformes; Clariidae
Gene: rorcb
Product: RAR-related orphan receptor C b
Exons: 10
Coding region: 248-1678 (476 amino acids)
Biological process (GO): regulation of transcription by RNA polymerase II
Cellular component (GO): nucleus
Molecular function (GO): zinc ion binding; RNA polymerase II cis-regulatory region sequence-specific DNA binding; nuclear receptor activity
Source: RefSeq, a predicted model, not a curated record